GGGAAGACAAAAGAAAAUAUUAUGAAACCAUGGCAAACGAAGCAGAACAAGCUGCAGGCAAAGGAGACCUCGCCACACUCUACCAAACAACUAGGAACCUUUCGGGCAAACGUUCGACACAGAUUAAGCCAAUAAAGGACGACAAUGGAAAGUCAAUCACCAAAGAGGUGGAACAGAGAAAGCACUGGGUUGAACACUUCAAAAGACUUCUAAAUCGUCCGCCACCUACAACGCGCCCAACAAUACCAACAACGGAAGCAGAACUACCAGUGAACACUGACCCCCCGACGAAAUCAGAAGUCCUGAAUGCAAUCAAGAUGCUUAAAACUGGGAAAACACCGGGACCAGAUGGAAUCCCAGCAGAGGCUUUGAAAAUAGACCCAGAGACAACAGCGGACUUGAUGACACCACUGCUGGAGAAGGUGUGGAAAGAGGGCAAAGUACCCGAGGAUUGGAAGAACGGAUACUUAUUCAAACUUCCAAAGAAAGGAGACUUAAGUCAAUGUAAAAACUGGCGUGGAAUUAUGCUUCUGUCCAUUCCAAGCAAGAUACUAAGUCGCAUCAUCCUGGAGAGAAUCAAACAAGCCCUAGAUGAAAAACUUCGUCCGGAACAGGCUGGAUUCAGGAGAAACAAAUCAUGUAUUGAUCAAAUCGCCACUCUACGGAUCAUCAUUGAACAAAGCUUGGAAUGGCAGUCACCUCUCUAUCUCAACUUCAUCGACUUUGAAAAGGCCUUCGACAGCGUCGAUCGAGAGGUCAUUUGGAAACUACUUCGCUACUACGGGGUCCCAUCGACAAUUAUACA
Molecule: messenger RNA, 805 nt
Organism: Trichobilharzia regenti
Lineage: Eukaryota; Metazoa; Platyhelminthes; Trematoda; Strigeidida; Schistosomatidae
Source: the annotation of a GenBank genome assembly